AAACACAGCUCCACAUCUCGGGGAAGCGAUUCGAAUUCGAGAGUGCGAUUUUCAUUCAACGAUUCGUGCACAUAUGUAUACUUAUCGUCAUCGACAUAUAACCAGCAUAAAAAAGGGGGUGAAAAAUUUAGUGCAGUCGAUGAAUUGUCGCCGCGGACUGAAGUGAGUGAUUCUGCUGUGCUGGUCCAGCCAGAGAGAAAAAAAAUCUACUAAAGCAAACGCCAAUAAUCUCGAUUGUAUCCGCUUCUAAGCAAUCGGCAUCCACCAUCGGGUAAGGGAACCGGAAAUGAUGGACGGCUGCUGUUGGCGUAAUCAUUUGGAUUAGCGGCGUGCCUGUCUACUGCAUUACCGCACACACCAGUUUCUGUUUUUCUAUCGUCAACACUUUUCCUCCUGUAUCUGUCAUGGUUUUCCUGUCAUCGCCGAUGUAAGAACGGUUCUGGUUCCGGUUUUCCAAUUUCGUUCUUCUGUCUGACUGCUGUCUACGAAUUCUUAACCCUGUCGACUUGUCAUUUUGUCAUCUAAACUUGCAUCGAUUACUGAAACGAGUGACACCGGAUAAAUUUUUGUGAGCGAGCGCGCGGGGGCGUGAAGGUUAGGCUUAGAGGAGAAGCGAAAUUAGAAUCUGCCUUGAAAGAUGGGGGUCAAGUUACGAUUUUCACCGCGACAGAUUUACGGUUUUGUGGCCUACGCCGGGCUGAUGGUGUUUUUGUUGUGGCCCGGGCGUUUUGCCAGCCGGUACGAGUACAUUGAGGGUGAAGAAAUCUACGACCAGCUCGUCCGGAAGACCACCAAAAAUGUCAGCCUGAUGCGUAACGGAGUCCGUUGCGAUUACAGCGACGUGAUCGAAGAAAACGUGUACCUAUAUCGGAGGCCUUUCACCGAAGAAAUUAUCAACAACAAUAUCCGACUGGGUGGCGAAUGGUACCCGGAAGAUUGUCUUCCCAGUUUUAGUACGGCCGUCAUUAUUCCGUACCGGCAGCGGGAACAGCAGCUGAAUCAGUUCCUGAUUUACAUGCACAACUUCCUUCGGAGGCAAAGGAUUCACUAUCGGAUUUUCAUAAUAGAACAGUACGAUCCGAAACCGUUCAACCGGGCUAAGCUGUUCAAUAUUGGAGCCCUGAUUGCCAUGAAGCUCGAUUACCCAUGCCUCGUCAUGCAGGAUGUGGAUCUAUUGCCACUGCAUCUGGGUCAUCUGUACGCCUGCAGUCAGCAACCCAGGCACAUGUGUUCCAGUCUCGAUGUGUUCCGGUAUAAUCUGCCCUACAAGGGCCUUUUCGGAGGGGCCAUAGCAAUUCAGAGCCAACAGUUUCUUAAGGUGAACGGCAUGUCCAACAUGUUCAGCGGUUGGGGUGGGGAAGAUGACGAUUUCUAUGCCCGGCUCCAGAACAAGGAAAUCGACAUCUGUCGGUUCAGCCCGGACUUCAGCCGCUACACGAUGCUGAAGCACCACAAGGAGACACCGAACAAAGACCGGGUUGCUUUCCUUCGCAAUGGGCACCUGAGAUACCACACGGAUGGUUUGAACUCGCUAGUGUAUAAGGAAGUCGGUUUUAAGAUGCACAAUUUGUUUACGCACGUGCUCGUCGAGACGUAGGUCGUGAUUUUUGCGGACCAUGUGAGGCAUGAAUUGUGAUAGAAUUUUGUGAUUUAGCUGCUACAAUUAUUAGCCCCGAGCAAACGAUUUCGGUACUCUUUUUCGGAUGUUCCAUCGACUGAAACACUUCCGGUAAACGAUUUGAUUUUGAAUCCUGACAUAUGUAUGGAAGAGGCAGUCUUUCAGUUGCAUCAAAUUUGUUUAAAGUAACAACACUGCUAUCUAUUUUUGAAAUUGUCACAAUUUUUUACAGAUAUCCUGUGUUAAAAAGUUGAAAUUUGCUUCCCGAAUUAGGCAAACACAUAUUUAGUUUAAAUGGUAUUUCAAUAUUGAUAAGGCUUCAAAAUUCUUAUUUUGUCAGUUGUGAAUCCUUAUUUAUAGGCAUAAAUUUCUCAAACCUUUGUUCUCAAAAUUUAAUUUCACACUUUAAAAGUUAUCCACUUGACAUCAGUUUAGUUAUAGACAAAAUAAGUCUCCAGAAAAAAAACAGAUUUUCAGAGAAGCUAUUAAAAUAAAAAAAAACUUUAUGGCAAGCGUUGAUACAAAAUUUGCAGAGUUUGAAUUUAAAAUCUCCGGCGUUGACCUAGAUUGAUGAUUGAUUUAUUUUCAACUGAAUCAGAUUAAUCUGAUGAGCCUAAAACUCCACAAAGUAAAAAACUAACAAAAUAGGCUUUCAUGUUGAAUUUGUUGCCCUGAUAUGCUUCAGAUCUUAUGGAACAUUCGAUCGCAACCAAUUGGAUUUUUUCCAAGGCUUCAAGACCCGAAGGUUGUUAAUCUAGUUCAGUUAAUAGGUGUGAGUCAAAAAUGUUCUAGGUCAACAGUAAAGCUAUUCGCAUGUUCUACCCUCUAGGUAUAAUCGCGGAGUUGUAUCCCCAAUAUUAAACCGAUAGGUCAAUAAUUUUCAAGUGGUAUUAAUUACACAUUUAAAUACACAGUCAAUUGGCUGUUGAAGUACUGACGAGGAUUUAACUGGUACCUUUAUACCGGAUCACAUAAUUCGAUAGAGACGAAAAUACCAAGUGUGAUAACAGCAGCAAAUUAUAUACGCUGAUAGCGAGCGCCAUACGAUAAGCGUACCGACUCUAUUUUGACUUGAUAGGUAGUAAACAAUAAUCGAAUGCUGAUAAAAGGUAAAAGUACGCACACGACGCGAACAGGGAGACGAGUGCUGAUUGAUUUAUAACCGAUCGCUAAAUGCUUACCAAAAAGCAAUAAAUAACGAUAUUGUUUUAGUGUUUUCUAUGUAGUAUGUUCAGCAGGUUUUAUCUUGAAAUUUUAAUCCACUUGAAGCUAAUGGCCCAUUUGAUUUUAUGAUUUGAAUCUUAUUAAUAUCGUCAUCGGCUGGAAACCAACAACGCUUGAUUACAAACGCCAUAAGAGUGUUUGUUAAAUCAUUUAUUCUGAAAAUUUAUUCCACUAGUACGCAGUACAUUUUUAGUCUAGUUUUAACCAUACCUUUUAAGUAUCUUAUUACCGACUUACUUAUUCACUCUAGUCCACUGUAAGAUAAGUUGAUCCCAAACGGGUCCUUUAAAAUAAUAAACCUAUUUGACUAGUAGAUUUUGAGAAUCUUGUUGUUCAGUUGUUAGUUGCCUUAUUUCACAAACCCGUAGCUCGUAAGUAGGAUAUACAAAUUUGCGGUAACCGUAAAAUCAAUUGUUAAAGAAAUAGGUAACUACAACAACACUCACUCUAAUCUAUAGACAGAGAAAAACACGCCCAAGUUAAACUCUUCUUAUGCUUGAAAGUAAUCUAGACCAGUCACAACUACACUACUGUUUUAAAAUGUUCUCCCUUUUCUCCAUAUAAGUAUAUAGAAGGACUUAAAAAUGUUGUCGCUCAUUUUUCGGUGCACUCCAUAGAAAGUUUCUUCGAUAGUCGUCGAAACUUAUAGUCGCAGCAGCAUACUUUCAACACACUUUAAACAGAAAACUUAACUUUUUCGCUCUUGAAGAUAAACCUAUAAUAGUACUUAUAGACUUACGUUCAGAGGCUUAAUAAAGCUAAUACAUUUUAUAAAGUAAAAAUGAUAAAAAAUACAAACAGUUUUCCAGCUGAAGAAGUAACGUGUAGCUUAAAAUUGUUAUAAAAAAUUGUAGGAGAAUGAAGAUACCAGCUUCACUCAAGUGGUCGAAUUUUGAAACACAUUGUUGAACCGUUAGCUUCACCUGCGGGUUGAGAUCAGAACUAAAAAAAACAUUGUUUUUCCGAGCCUAGCAAGAUACCUAAGAAUAAAUGUAAAAAUAUUAAAAAACAAAA
Uranotaenia lowii is the source of this 3856-nucleotide messenger RNA. RefSeq names its product beta-1,4-galactosyltransferase 2-like. NCBI's taxonomy places the organism in Eukaryota, Metazoa, Arthropoda, Insecta, Diptera, Culicidae. Gene Ontology annotation, biological process: carbohydrate metabolic process; glycosphingolipid biosynthetic process. The record is from RefSeq and is a predicted model, not a curated record. Gene Ontology annotation, molecular function: N-acetyl-beta-glucosaminyl-derivative 4-beta-N-acetylgalactosaminyltransferase activity. The coding region runs from base 638 to 1597 and encodes 319 amino acids. The transcript has 2 exons.